AUGAACGACGAAAACGAGGCAGCAAUUGAGGGUGUCACCUCAACCAAGAGCCCACAAGAACAUACUAUAUAUCGCGGUAAAUCAGUCGAAGUUCCUUCAAAGCUAGCACUUCGCCGACAAAAGACUCACGUCGACGACAACCAUUCAGUUGGGACUAUUUCGACUUCAUAUUCCAAGGCCCAUUCUGCUACCUUUUCGGCUCCUCACUUCGACUUCCACAUGCAUUCUCCAUCGGCGACGACUCCAACCACAUCUCGACCUCAAAGCCCAACAAGGCUGACCUCUGCGCCGGGCCAAGCCAUGGAGCUUGGUCUUGUUGGUAUCGGGGAGCAUGUGAACGCAUUGCCCUCAGGCAAGUUCGCAGAUUUGCCGAUUCUUUCUCGAGAUUCCCGCCUACCAGAAUCCCAGCUCCCCUCUGGCGGAGCUAGUACUCCGACUGGUAUCUACAGCGCGGCUGAGUCACCGAAUAGUGCUCGAGAGUCCGACUCUGGUUCUGAUAUCUGUCGCUCUGAUUUUGAUUUAGAGAGUGCUGCCAACAUUGCUUUAUCCCGUUCUCUUGGGGUGUGUCUUAACCGACUCAGUCACCCUCUUCGUGUCAUCGAGGCGUUCUCCAAGUUUAAAGAUCAGUGCGUCGAAAUUCUGCAGCAAGAGGAAACGUUCUCGACAAUUGACUGGGACGAUGACGGCUUUUCCUGCUAUGACGUCGAAGAGGGAGAUGCUAGCGACGGCAACUCGGCAUUUGAUGAGACAUCAAAUCGAGCUCAACAAUCAGAGUCAGGAACAAAGAAGCGACCGGCUGAAGAGCGAGGCGGAGACGAUGAGCACGACGAGAUGGACAAGAAUGCUGGUCAAGACCAGGGCCCAACUAGAAGAGGACGCAGCAAGAGACGAAAGAUCGGGCGUCCAGGGGGUUUCAGCUGCCCCUUUAGAAAACGCAACCCUUGGAGAUUCAACGCCCGGGAUUUCGAUGCUUGUGCCAAUAAGCCCUACAAGCAAAUGGCAGAAUUAAAGCCUGACUCGGCACAAUCACAUAGGAGACAUAUUAGCGCUGAGCACGGGAACCAGUGGUGUACUUACUGUGGGCAACCGCGAACGGCUGGAGACCACCCGCCUGAAGUUUGUCUUCGCAACCGACAGUUGAAUCCUAAUUCCGAACCAAGAGAUCCCGAAGAUGGCGUGGACAGUCUCAAAGAUGAGUCUCUUAAAAGUCGUGCUGCAGGCUGCAAAAUUCAAACUUGGGGGCAAUUGUGGAAUCUGCUUUUUCCCGAUGAUGAAGAGAUACCUUCGCAAACUUUUGAUCCUGUGAUAGAACACCACGACAUAGCCGCUGAGGGAUGUGAGACUUUCAUCCUGAACACUGCCGAAGACAUCUUCGCUUUUAUACCACAAGGUUCUGGUCUGUCAUUACAGACCAUUCAGGAGAUCCUACAUAGAGGGACGAAAGUUCUUCUCCAAGGCUCCAAGUAUGCUGACUAUGAGCGUUACAAGAUGGCGGGAAACAACAAUAUGAUGCAGAUGUCAACACCCAUGAAGGGCAAGGCUGCUGUUUCGGUGAUUCACAGUCAAGUCGACGACGUUUUCGAUGAUGGCGAGUCGCCGGGUGUAAUUGUCACACUACAAUCUUCGCCCCAGGGCGCACCUGUGAUAUACAAUAGUACAUCAACUGGUUUGAAGUCCUCUUCAAUUAGCCGCGAACGACUGAUUGCACCUAAAGUUGAGCGAGCCCCCACGCCAAAUGUUACCCAGAAGAAUGGGCCUCCCAUCUCCACUGGAGGUCAUCAACCCCCCAUCGUCUCGGAUCUACCAGCUGGGGACACUUUCGAUUGGCCAGGCGUGGACUUUCAGAACUGGGAUGGGGGUUACGGGGACGAGUUUGUGUGUAUGGAAGGUGCGACCACCGAAGAUUUCUGGCCGUCAUAA
Molecule: messenger RNA, 1920 nt
Organism: Colletotrichum abscissum
Lineage: Eukaryota; Fungi; Ascomycota; Sordariomycetes; Glomerellales; Glomerellaceae
Exons: 5
Coding region: 1-1920 (639 amino acids)
Source: RefSeq, a predicted model, not a curated record